AAAAGCCGCUGGCCCCGCCUUUUUUUUACUUUUUUUUGCUCUUCUACUUGUGUGUACGCAAGGACUGUCAUACGACGGUUUUGCGGCGAGUUUUAACGCAAAAUACACUAACUUAUUUAGCCCACAAUGUCGGACGACAAAAAGGAUGUUAAACCCGACAAUGAACACAUCAACCUGAAAGUCGUGGGCCAAGACGGCAGCGUGGUUCAUUUCAAAAUCAAGAAGCACACACCAUUGCGGAAACUCAUGACGACGUACUGCGACAGAGCGGGCCUAAGCAUCCAGAAUGUCAGGUUCCGGUUUGAUGGGCAGCCGAUCAACGAGACGGACACGCCGGCGGGUCUUGACAUGGAGGACGACGACACCAUCGACGUCUUUCAGCAACAGACAGGCGGGUGCUGGGACGAACACCCAACGCAGCCCCGGUUCCCCGGAACGGCUAGCGGGAAGAGCAGGAGCGCCGCGACGCUUUGUACAUAAGAGGCGGAAGGACGAGAUGAAUUCGACAUCUGCGGAAGAGGAGACACCACAGCUACGCUUCUGAAGUAAUGCAUCAGGAGGUUUUUUGAGGAAAAUCUGUUGGGGGGGGGUUACCUCUCCGUGCGUCUCUUUUCAUUUUCUUCAGUGUUCUUUUUUUUUUUUUUUUGCAUUAUUUUGCCCUUGUUUUUCUGUACAGUGUUUUCGUGGCUCAUUAAACAUACGUGGAAAAUUUGA
Messenger RNA from Ixodes scapularis (black-legged tick), 714 nucleotides. It is a transcript of the gene Sumo, whose product is annotated as small ubiquitin-related modifier 3-like. Gene Ontology annotation, biological process: protein sumoylation. Bases 127 to 480 code for a protein of 117 amino acids. The record is from RefSeq and is a predicted model, not a curated record. NCBI's taxonomy places the organism in Eukaryota, Metazoa, Arthropoda, Arachnida, Ixodida, Ixodidae. Gene Ontology annotation, cellular component: nucleus. The transcript is spliced from 3 exons. Gene Ontology annotation, molecular function: ubiquitin-like protein ligase binding; protein tag activity.